Molecule: messenger RNA, 1611 nt
Organism: Fusarium coffeatum
Lineage: Eukaryota; Fungi; Ascomycota; Sordariomycetes; Hypocreales; Nectriaceae
Exons: 3
Coding region: 1-1611 (536 amino acids)
Biological process (GO): transmembrane transport; carbohydrate transport
Cellular component (GO): membrane
Molecular function (GO): carbohydrate:proton symporter activity
Source: RefSeq, a predicted model, not a curated record
AUGGCUCUCUUUCGUCCUCCUAAGCGGACCCAAAAGGUCAUCCCCGCCAAGCCUACCAAAGGCCACUUCUUCUUCGCAGGCAAAGAAUUCCAACGUCUCAAAUGGUGGAAGAGACGUAACAUGCGAACUCUGUAUUUCUACAUUGUUAUCCUGAUUCUCACCAACACUGCCAAUGGAUUCGAUGGUUCUAUGAUGAACGGUCUCCAGACUCUGUCGUACUGGCAAGAGUACUUCAACCAUCCACGUGGCUCCACUCUCGGCUUCUUCAACGCUUCCAUGAGUCUUGGUUCUCUCAUCGGUCUUUUCAUCGUUCCUUACAUGAUUGAUCGUCUCGGUCGAAAGAUGGGUGUCAUCAUCGGCUGUGUCAUCAUGCUUCUCGCCGUCGGUCUACAAUCUGGAGCUCGAAACUUUGGCAUGUUCGUCGCAGCACGUCUCCUCCUCGGAUUCGGCGACUGCAUUGUUCUUGGUUCUGCUCCUCUUCUCAUCGCUGAGAUUGCUCAUCCGCAAGAUCGUGCCGUUCUUGUGACUCUCAGUGGAGCAUCUUACCACUCUGGUGCUUUUAUCUCCAGUUGGGUCACGUACGGUACUCUUCAGAUCAAGAGUGAUUGGUCGUGGAGACUGCCUAGUCUUCUCCAGUCUAUCUGCAGUGUUAUCAUCCUUGUUGGAAUCUUUUGGAUGCCUGAGAGUCCUCGUUGGUUACUCAGCAAGGAUCGACAUGAUGAGGCGCUUAAGGUGCUGACUCAUUACCAUGCUGAGGAUGAUGUCGACGAUGAGUUUGUCCAGCUUGAGUUCAGCGAGAUCAAGGCUGCUAUCGCUCUUGACAAGGAGGCUGGUCAGACUGGUUGGACAGAUUUCCUGAAGACCAAGGGUAACCGCAAGAGAAUCGGUCUCAUCACCGCUCUUGGUUUCUUCAGUCAGUGGAGUGGCAAUGGUCUCAUCUCUUACUACCUCAAGGGUAUCAUGGACGCUGUCGGCAUUACCAAGGCUGAGACUCAGCUGGGUAUCAACGCUGGUAUGAAGACACAAGGUCUUAUCAUCAACACUGCUUUCGCGUUCUUCAUCGAUUACUUCGGUCGUCGUCCCAUUUACCUGACCUCGACCAUCGGAACUUGUGUCAUCUUCAACUUCUGGACGAUUGUCUCGGCUCGAUACGAGAUUGAUCCCAACAAGGCUCUGGGCUAUGCCUUUGUCGCAUUGACUUUUAUCUACGGUCUCUUCUACGAUGUCAAGUCUGGUCUCAUGGCCAACUACACCACCGAGAUUCUUCCCUAUGGUCUUCGUGCCAAGGGUUUCACAUGGCUCAACUUCUGCGUCACCCUCGCCUUAUUCUUCAACCAGUACAUCAACGGUAUCGCUCUCGAUGCCAUGGGCUGGAAGUACUACUGCGUCUACUGCGUGUUCCUCGGUUUCGAAGUAUACAUCAUUUAUUUCUUCCUCAUCGAGACACGAUACACACCCAUGGAAGAAAUCGCGCAGUACUUCGAUGGCGACGAUGCUGUUGAUGUUGGAGAGGUUGCUCGUGCGGAUAUGAAGGACAGAGGGAUUGACGUUGAUGGCGACGAGAAGGGAGCUCAUGCUACUACUAUUGAGAGAUUGGAGAGUCAGAAGUAG